AUGCCCGGGUUCAGGUCCUUUUUCCGGCGUCCACGGCGACUUGCCCCAUGCCAUAACGGGUUGGAAACCGACGACAACGGGGCCAGCUCCAACAAUGAAAAAUGCUCCCGGUGUCCCCGGGACUGGUCCGCCAUCUUCCUAACCGCCCUCCGGCUGCUUCAGUUCACAUAUUUCGCAUUCGCCUACUACUCACUCCACGGCCUGUGGCGAUCAGGUUACUUCCAUCAGGAUGGUCAGGGGCGCACACAUCACGAGCGGCGAAUGAUGCGCUGGAUUCGGAUGCAGGCUUCUAUGACCCUCAUCUACCACGCCGGUGCCCUAGUUGUGCCAUGGCUGCUUCGGCUGCUCAAGGCAACGAAACGUCCCUUCACCAGCUUGGUAGCCGUCUUCGCCGAUGGAUGCGCAAUGAUGACCCUGCUGAGCAUGCUGGUCAUGCUUGACACCAGCCAUGAGGGGUUUUGUCACGGCGCUUCCCCCAUAGCCGAAUUCGAUUUGCGCGACAUGUUCCAUUAUGGCGAGGGUGGGAGUCACUACCGCUCGAGCCACCGUUUUGUUUGCCAGUCACUGGAUGUUGUAUUUGGGCUCGGUGGGCUUAUUGUACUCUCUUACUUUGUGACCGCUGUGACGACCGCUCGGCGUGCGAAGCGGGAUUCUUGCACCGUGGCGGCAAAAGUUGAGCCUCCUCAUGACAUCGAGCAGGGCAUCUCAGAGCCCGCUCGCCGCGAAGUGCCGGACUCACCAGUCACGCCAUCGCGGCGGCAUUCACCACCACCAUCCUAUCAUUCCGUGGUCCCCGAGCCAGCUCAGGAGCGCCCAGAUCCAUCCAGGCGUCGGUCCAGCCAAAGCUUACGGAGCCGGGCCUCGAUGGAGACGACAUCAUCCAUCGGCCUCGAGAGGUACGGGUAUGUGGUGUCAGACGGAUGGCGGGCUCCGGAACAGCCCCCAAUGUACUCGAGCCGGCCGCCCAGUUUGCGUCAUGUGGAGGUGCAAGAAUAA
This is a messenger RNA of Dichotomopilus funicola, 996 nucleotides long. RefSeq lists its product as uncharacterized. The record is from RefSeq and is a predicted model, not a curated record. Bases 1 to 996 code for a protein of 331 amino acids. Lineage: Eukaryota; Fungi; Ascomycota; Sordariomycetes; Sordariales; Chaetomiaceae. The transcript is spliced from 4 exons.